AUGGCAACAACGAAGGAGGAGGAGAUGGAGUGCGAUGAGGCUGUUCAAAGUGAAGUCGAAGAGAAGUUGGAGAGAAAUUCAGAAUUUCUCUAUUUGCAGGUUGAGAGCAUUGAGGACAUUAAAAUACAGAACGGUAUUUUCAAAUACCGUGUUCGAUGGGUUGGCUGCAAACCUAGUGAAGACACGUGGGAACCUGAAGAGAGUUUCACCGGUUCUGAAAGUAAGGCCUUGUUGGAGGAGUUCCGAGAAGCACAUAAGGAAAAGGUUGAGCAGCUUCUCAAGGCCGACAAACUUGAUGAAGGUCAUUCAGAAGCGAGAAAAGCCAGGCGAACAAAGCGUGGUCCUCGAUGGGAAUAUGUAUCGGAAAUAGUUACGAGAGAAGAAAGUAGCAGUUUGAAGCCACGAGAACUUCAGGCCGAUGAUGUUUUCUACGGAAAACCGGCAGCGGAAUUGGCAGAUGCGCCUAGUGAAUUGAAGAAACUUUUUGAUCCUACUCACAAGAAUACAGCUACUGAAUUAUUCCUUACCACGACAGAUCCGUCGGUGAAGGUCACCAGAAGUCAGACAAAAGCGCUAAUAGGUUCAUCACGAGAGGCUUCAAGAUCCAAUACUCCAACGCUCUCGUCCAAAUUGCUGACGCCCGAUGACACUUCACGUGGUUCAGCGAGCCCUACUCCUCAACCAGCACCAAAAGGACGUCAAAGGAAAGGAAAAGCGCCACCUCAAAGGGCCACAAAACGGAAAGCCGCUGAACGAAAGAAGGAAUCUGAGACUGCAGUUGAAACCGUGGUUAUCGCUUCAUCUAGUGUGGCUGAAAAUCAGGCUUCUACACCGUCCUCAUCUGACAAACCUCCGAUUGUGCUGAAGCUUACUUUGAAGAAAGCCGACAAGCCUGCAAAGAAGGAAAAGCGCUCUUCAUCUGAGAAGGCACCAAAAGAGAAGAAGAAAAGAGAGAAGAAAUCUUCGUUGGAUACUGUAAUGUCUCCGCCGCCGUCACAAGGGAAGGAUGCUGUUCAGCCUGAGAACCGCACCUGUCUCAGAAGAUAA
Ostertagia ostertagi is the source of this 1047-nucleotide messenger RNA. The record is from the annotation of a GenBank genome assembly. NCBI's taxonomy places the organism in Eukaryota, Metazoa, Nematoda, Chromadorea, Rhabditida, Trichostrongylidae.